AGCACCGUCUCUAUCCACAUCCACCCCCUCCCACACCUCCAUCCACUCGCCCAGAAUGCAGAUCUUCGUGAAGACGCUCACUGGCAAGACCAUCACUCUCGAGGUUGAGUCCUCUGACACCAUCGACAACGUUAAGGCCAAGAUCCAGGACAAGGAGGGCAUCCCUCCCGACCAGCAGCGCCUGAUCUUCGCGGGCAAGCAGCUCGAGGACGGCCGUACCCUUUCGGACUACAACAUCCAGAAGGAGUCCACCCUCCAUCUCGUCCUCCGUCUCCGUGGAGGCAUGCAGAUCUUCGUCAAGACCCUCACGGGCAAGACGAUCACCCUCGAGGUCGAGUCUUCCGACACCAUCGACAAUGUGAAGGCCAAGAUCCAGGACAAGGAGGGCAUCCCCCCGGAUCAGCAGCGUCUUAUCUUCGCCGGCAAGCAGCUUGAGGAUGGGCGUACCCUCUCCGACUACAACAUUCAGAAGGAGUCCACCCUCCACCUUGUCCUGCGCCUUCGUGGCGGUAUGCAGAUCUUCGUGAAGACCUUGACCGGCAAGACGAUCACGCUGGAGGUCGAGUCUUCCGACACCAUCGACAACGUCAAGGCGAAGAUUCAGGACAAGGAGGGGAUCCCGCCCGACCAGCAGCGUUUGAUCUUCGCCGGCAAGCAGCUCGAGGACGGCAGGACGUUGUCGGACUACAACAUCCAGAAGGAGUCUACCCUUCACCUCGUGCUCCGUCUCCGUGGUGGUAUGCAGAUCUUCGUCAAGACGUUGACGGGGAAGACCAUUACCCUGGAGGUCGAGUCUUCGGACACGAUUGACAACGUCAAGGCGAAGAUUCAGGACAAGGAGGGUAUCCCUCCGGACCAGCAGCGCUUGAUCUUUGCCGGCAAGCAGUUGGAGGAUGGACGCACUCUCUCGGAUUACAACAUCCAGAAGGAGUCCACCCUCCAUCUCGUCCUCCGUCUGCGCGGUGGUAUGCAGAUCUUCGUCAAGACGCUCACCGGGAAGACGAUCACGCUGGAGGUCGAGUCCUCCGACACGAUCGACAACGUGAAGGCCAAGAUCCAGGACAAGGAGGGCAUCCCUCCGGAUCAGCAGCGUCUCAUCUUCGCUGGGAAGCAGUUGGAGGACGGCCGCACGCUCUCCGACUACAACAUCCAGAAGGAGUCGACGCUCCACCUGGUGCUUCGUCUUCGUGGCGGCAACUGAGGUAGUUGGUCGGCCGUGGAUCUCUGGGUAGCAUUCUCUCUGUACUAUUAGCAUCAUCAUACGCAUCGCAACGCACGACAAGUCAUGACAGAACG
Messenger RNA from Trametes versicolor FP-101664 SS1, 1296 nucleotides. Its product is annotated as ubiquitin. Gene Ontology annotation, biological process: modification-dependent protein catabolic process; protein ubiquitination. Gene Ontology annotation, molecular function: ubiquitin protein ligase binding; protein tag activity. Bases 56 to 1201 code for a protein of 381 amino acids. Gene Ontology annotation, cellular component: cytoplasm; nucleus. The record is from RefSeq and is a predicted model, not a curated record. Lineage: Eukaryota; Fungi; Basidiomycota; Agaricomycetes; Polyporales; Polyporaceae. The transcript is spliced from 4 exons.